GAAAGCCGCCAUGUCCAGAGCACGCGACGGCGCUGACAGCCAUCAGCCACCGCGGACGACGGCGAGCGAUGGAGUUCGUUCCUGAGAAGGGCAAGACCGUACACGAAGACUGCACCGCCCUCGUCCUGGUCAGCUUCGCGCUUCGUCCUUCAAACUCUCAACCCGCGCUGUCGAUUGGGAAUGUCGGGCAGCUCGCGGUGGACUUGUUGGUUUCGACGUUGCGAGCGGAGAGGAUCGGGUUCUUGGACGAUCCCAAUGUCCUUCCUUGCAUCGGCAACGACGCGUACGGCCCCGUUCCGUCCGGGGAGCUUGCGCUCCCGCUCGAAGCUUAUGAUUCAACUUCCAAUGCUGUGACUCUUGUCCAACAAAGGUCUCCAGUUGUUAAGGGGAUGAUGAUUGAGUUUGCAAAGAAUUUGGCUGAUUUUGCUGUUUCAAGUGGAAAGAAGCACACUGUGAUUUUAUCUAGCUUAGAUUUUGGGAGAUGGCAAAGAAUUGAUACAUCGAGUGGCUUGCAGACGUAUUACCUUUCCAGCAGUAGUUCAGAUGGAUCAGAUGAUCAAUGUGAACAAUUUGGUUGGACAAGAUUGCCAGAAUUUAACUCUGACCAGAGGAGUUGGAAAUAUCUUAGCACUUUACCUGAAGGAAGUAAUGCAGCACAAGAAGGUUUGCCUGCUGAAGAUGAUCUUAAAGAAGAUGACUACUACCCAAGUUUGCCUUUUGCUGCUCUUUUUUCGUUCUUCAAGGCCAAAGGUUUAAAGGUCACUUGUUUGCUGUGUUACUGCUCGGAAGGAGACAACAUGUCCGAUGCUUUUCAUCUUGCUGAAGCAGCACUCAAACUUUUGGGCGUGAGGACAAAUUUAAGUGGUCAUGGAGGAGACUGGAUCAUCCCAUAUUCUUGGAAGACCGUAUACGGACCUCCCCCCGAUAUAUCCAUCUUUUAGGUCCGUAAUGACUUCUGUAAGAUCGAUGCUUACGUAUUCUGUUUCUGUAAUAUUGUUGAAGAUUCGUAUGGCGAGUUUCGUUUGGUC
Messenger RNA from Syzygium oleosum, 1028 nucleotides. RefSeq lists its product as uncharacterized. Gene Ontology annotation, biological process: proteasome assembly. The transcript is spliced from 7 exons. NCBI's taxonomy places the organism in Eukaryota, Viridiplantae, Streptophyta, Magnoliopsida, Myrtales, Myrtaceae. The record is from RefSeq and is a predicted model, not a curated record. Gene Ontology annotation, cellular component: nucleus; cytosol. Bases 69 to 941 code for a protein of 290 amino acids.